AUGUUACGUCGAACAGUUUUUUUGACAGCUGCUUCACCAGCUUUGAAAGAUGGAUGUUGGAGACGAUCAGUACUGCUCUGUUCAACCUUCACAUCUAGAAGGACGCUGAAAAGCAAGAUAGCUCUACUUUCAAAUGGAUUCUCCCAUAGACAGCCACUACGGCGCUUGUCCUACAGUUCCGGAUUACUAGAAGAAGAAGUUUCUUCGAAGGAAGUCUCAGCUAAUGAACUUCCAGACGAGAAAGACCUUGUUACUGUACAUACUCUUCUUAAGCAAAUACUUUUAGGGUCUUACAUAUGUGACGGAAAGGUUGUUAUACUUUGGAGGCUAAAGGUCAUGAAGUUACGCCUGAUUGAGUACGUAACUAAAUUUCCAUUUGGAAAGGAUACUUUUACUUACAGCGAGGGAGCCCUGGAUUUCUUCAUUAAGCCUGGUGCAAAAGCAUAUAAAAUAGUCAACAGAGAGGUAACUGAUGAAGACAGAGUUGCUGCAAAAAAAUUUGCUGCUGCAUUGGAAAGAAAUCGAGAGGAGAAAGAGAAAGCUGCAAGCUCUUAG
Molecule: messenger RNA, 555 nt
Organism: Enterobius vermicularis (human pinworm)
Lineage: Eukaryota; Metazoa; Nematoda; Chromadorea; Rhabditida; Oxyuridae
Source: the annotation of a GenBank genome assembly